AUGCCUUCUUCACCCUCGAGAGCCCCCUUGGGGGCGAAAAAGCGCCAUGAAAAGAGCUCUAAGAAGAGCAAAAUAACAAAGCGCGAGUCACACAAAUUGCCCAAGUCCACAGCGCCUGUGAUAAAGACCGAGACAGACGAGAACGGCGAAACUCAAUCCGCUUGGAAUCCGAAUCGAGGAAUCUUUGAGCGUUUUAUGCGACAAGAAGUUGGUGAGCCUUCACGAGAAGAGCCAGUCGUCCUCAACAACAACCUCGAUCACGACAACCGAGGGGUGACGAAAUCUGAGGUUGCAAAGACAGUUGCCCAACAAAUUGUCUGCUCAAACACAGCCGGUAGCACCCAGCCUGCUCCACCAGAGAACUACCAGAAUAAACCCGAUGUGGCUAAAGCCUCAAACAAUUCAGACGCAACUGUUAAAAUAGAGGGUAAUCUUCCGCAAGGAAUGAAAGAGAUUCCUAGCAGUGUUCAAGAACCAAUCGACAAGAUCAGCCAAACAGAGAGUAUUGGCCAAGUUGAACUGCAAAAUGAUGGCGAUGUUGCAGUUCAACAGUCAACUACUAAGCAUGGCGAGGCAAAUCUUCAGCAGGUUCAGAACAAUGAUGAUUCGCCAAGAGAGCUUCCUAAGCAGGAAGAACAGAGCAAAGUCAAAGGUGAGAAACAAAUCCAAGAUGGAACCUCGGAAAGGGAUGCUGCAACAUCAAAGUGUGAUGAGAUGACAGAUGUUGAUCCAUCCACCAUCUCUGCUGACCCUAUUGCGACUCCGGAGAAAUCUCACAAGAAGAGCGGAAAGAAGCGCAAGCACAAGCAUUCCCGCAAACGAUCUAAAUCUCGCGAUCGUUCAAAAUCACACAAAAGAAGAAAAGGAUCAGAGACAUUCGUCCCUAAUCAUCAACGAGAUGAUUGCGAAAGCAGUGGUGAUGAGGAACAGUCGCAAAACGGGUUCGACGUCGAGCAGGCAAGGGCAAGGAUCCCUAAAGGGUGCAGCAUCCGGCAUGAAGGAGAACAAAAGGAGGAACUGAGAGAUGGGAAAAAGAUUGCCAAUUCAAAGAAGUUUACCAAGGUGUUCCGGUCUACCCUCGAGGAUCACCAGUUGACCGCGCUGUCUUGGAUGGUGAACAGGGAGAAAGAUGAGACGCGAACAGUUGAUGGGGGCAUAUUAGCUGAUAAGAUGGGAAUGGGAAAAACGGUUACGAGCUUGGCAUGCAUUGCGGCUAAUAGGCCACCUAAGAAGGAUCGAAAGAUAUCCGCUCAGGCGACACUUGUUAUUGUGCCCAACAGAACAGUUGCCAACCAGUGGCUAGCGGAGGCCAAGAAGCUUAUCAAGUGUAGUCUUGCAACAUAUGCCCAAGUGCGAAAUUCUUUCCCGAGCCAAGAGGUUAUGGAAUCUCUGCAUGCUCAAUAUGCGGACGACCAGCGUUGGCUUAGGCAAGAGUUCAAAAACAGAGCAAAGUUCUUGUUCCGUAUCAACUGGUUCAGGGUAAUUUUAGAUGAAGGCCAUACAGCUACCAAGUGGAACGGACGCACCUUGGAUGCGUGUACUCGCAUCCAGGCCAAGCACUGGUGGGUCUUGACCGGCACUCCUGUCCAGAACAAGCCAAUGGAGUUUUAUUCGUAUGCAACUUUAGUCUGCUGUGAGUACCGAGGCACGCGACGAGUCUUCAGAAAUGAUUACAUGGUCAAGGAUGCCAUGGAGGUCACAAAUGAGGACUUUGACUCUUUCCUCAGCACUCUUGUGUAUCGGAGAACUGGAGAUGGGAAGCUCAACAUUCCGCCGACAACUCACCGAGAGGUAUAUAUCGAAGUUUCGCAAGAAGAGCAAAUUAUAUGCAAGUACGCUCUUGAAGAGAAGAACAAGAAAGAUAAAGAGCGGGCGGGGAUGCCCAUUUACGAAAACGAACAAGACGAAGACGAGGUGGAAGAUGUUAAGCCAGAGGAAGAAGACGAAGAAGAUGACGAAGACGAAGACGAAGGCGCAGUGAAAAAGGGUAAGAAGUCCAAAUUCCAGUCACAGGCCCAUUUGCGUCUGAGGCAGGCUCUGUCUCAUCCAUACUGCCUAGAGAGGUUUUUCUUGGGGAAUAAACUCAGCGAAGAUGAACUCAAGUCACUGGCUUCGGAUUUGAAUUCAAUGAGCGACAAGAAGACUGUCAUUGAGCAGCUCGAAGCAGAUGAAAAAUGGACAGAACAUCUCGGCCAAUACCAAAAGGGCCUUGAUAUACUCAAAUCCCACAAGGAAGCCAAGCUCAUGGAUCUUAUCAUUCUCCAACGCACUGUCAAUGUACAGAAGUGUGGCGGCGCUGCUUGCACAUCUCAGAACCUCUCUCGUUUCCAGUGUGGCCACAUGUACUGCGAUGAAUGCUUCGGCCGGUUAACGAUACGGAUGAGCAGCUUGUCGGAAGCAGGGCAAUCAGGCUACCUCAAAUGCUCCUCCGAUGGUUGUGGUGAGGACCUUCGGUUUGUGGAGCGAGUGACUACUCUGAGACAGCUCGCCUUCAUGGCGAACCAGGACAAGGGCUAUGUGGAGAUUGGGAGAGAUUCGCUCAAAAAUACUGUCCACGCGAGACAAGAGCGAUCUCCGUUUUUUAUUGCCAGCUCCUACACUUACGGCCCACGGAUUGUCCCUCCACCGAGUUCGAGGCUAACGGCGACAAUGGCCGUUGUUAUGACUUGGCUGACCGAGGCGCCCCAAGACAAAAUUAUCAUUUUUACGCAGUUUGUUACGACGCUCAAGAUGGUGGGCUAUCAGCUUGAGACUCUGGGUAUUAAAUUUGUGUACUAUGCCGGCACGUUGUCGGGGCGCGGGCAGGAACACGCAAUGCAUGCGUUCCAUAAUGAUCCAGAGACGAUGGUCAUGGUCUCCACCUUGAAGAGCGGCGGCCAGUCGCACAAUCUCACUGUGGCGAACCGCGUUAUUAUCGUCGACCUUUGGUGGAACAAGGAGGCCGAGAGGCAGGCCAUCGGCCGCGUGGUCCGGAUAGGCCAGAAGAAAGAAACAUUUUCGGUGCGAAUCGUCACGAAUCACGGUAUGGAUGAUCGUCUUAUCAAAGUUCAGACGGGUAAGGAGGCAAUGGUCGCCCGAAUGCUCCAGGAUGAUGGACAUGAAAGAACGGAGGUUGACGAUGAGCGCCUCGAACAGAUCUUUGAGCGAAAGGAAGGCGAAGAAUCAAGAUCGAGAAAACGAAAGAGAAGAGAAGACCCGCUUGAAUCGAGAGGGGGCAAUGAUAUGGCGUUUUAA
Trichoderma harzianum CBS 226.95 is the source of this 3234-nucleotide messenger RNA. RefSeq lists its product as hypothetical. The transcript is spliced from 12 exons. The record is from RefSeq and is a predicted model, not a curated record. NCBI's taxonomy places the organism in Eukaryota, Fungi, Ascomycota, Sordariomycetes, Hypocreales, Hypocreaceae. Gene Ontology annotation, molecular function: ATP-dependent chromatin remodeler activity; ATP binding. The coding region runs from base 1 to 3234 and encodes 1077 amino acids.